Messenger RNA from Manduca sexta (tobacco hornworm), 2941 nucleotides. RefSeq lists its product as uncharacterized. The transcript is spliced from 6 exons. NCBI's taxonomy places the organism in Eukaryota, Metazoa, Arthropoda, Insecta, Lepidoptera, Sphingidae. Bases 389 to 1951 code for a protein of 520 amino acids. The record is from RefSeq and is a predicted model, not a curated record.
AAACGGUAAAUAAGUACUCAAUUCCAAUUAGGCAAAUUCUUGCACGGGGUUGGUCCGAAUAUAGAGAACAAGAUGGGGUCGCAGGAAACAUUGUCACCAAAUAAAAAUUAUAACACUAGAUUGAUACAUACGAUCUUACCCCAACGCACCUUACCACUCAGCGUGCUAUCGAACCGUUUCUAAUUAUUGUGAGUGAUACUACUAUUGAAGUUGAAACACAGAGAUAACACAUUUGAACAAAGAGACUUCAGCAGAGUUACUCGUUCAGUGUAAGAGUGGCUAACCGAGUGUCCGUGCCUCCGCGUUGGGUGCUGAUUGGUGGAGAAGCCCUGGGCUUUGGCAUCGAGUUAGCUGCAUUCACGUUCGCAGACCUGCACACUUCACCAUCAUGAUAGCGACGCUGCCUGUCCCGAGCCGCCGUUGGCUGCCCUUCUUGUUAAUAGGGAGCGUGUUGUUCCUGGUGUUGGUGUGGGUACAGCUGCCGGCGCAGUGCACGCCCUCGUCGCUCACCGCCUUCUUAGGACCAGCCGCGUCGGCUGGGCGGGCGGCGAUUGCGACCGGCGUGGAAGGCCCAUCGCGGCUACCUGAGCGGUACUGGCUGCUGCGUACGCAGCACCCCGGCGCAUACUCGCAGCCGUCGUGCACACGGCUGGCGACACGACAGGAGUUGACGGCUGCGGCGGCGGGCUGGCAGCUGUUGGCCGUCCCCAACGGCAGCGUGUACUUGUACGGCGGAUACUGGGACGACCGAUUCGAGGAGCCACUGGUACGGGUGCUCCUCUACUGUGAUGUGUCGCCCCCGCCGCCGCUCUACUGCCAGCUCUGGUACCCCGAUGAUAACGCGCCGCUGACAGUUGCUGCGGAGCUGCAGUACGCGUGGCGGCGCGAGUGGGGCGGGCCCAUCGCCGGCGUCAACGAGCCUUACAUAGCGUCGUGCCGCGCGCGCCGCCACCGGCCCGACCCGCCGCUGGCGCCGCUCGCCGUCUCCCUCGUGCUCGAGCCCUGCCAGCGCGCCAACAACGUACUCGACGUACAGGGCGCUCCGGCACCCGAGGAGAAGGUUCGCGGCAGGCCGGAUAACGGGUCAAUCGCAGUGUGCCUUAAGUGGCUGGACUACCGGCGCGAUGUGUCGGCGCACCUAGUUGAGUGGGUGCAGCUGCUGAAGGCGUUCGGCGCCAGCACGCUCUACGUACACGUGGUGCAUGCGCACCCGAACGUGGUGAAGGUGUUGUCGCACUACGCGGCGGAGGGGUUCGCGCAGGUGUCGCAGCUGGCGCACCCGCCGCAGCUGGCGCGCGCGACGCACGGCGCGGGCGCGCGCGACUUCCACGACCUGCGGCGCGAGCUGCUGCCGCUGAACGACUGCCUGUACCGCGCCGCGCGACGCCACGCGCUGCUCGCCGCCAUCGACAUGGACGAAAUCAUCGUGCCAGUCAGAGACGGGUCGUGGACGCGGCUGGUGGCACGCGAGGCGGUCGAGUCUGGCGGAGCGGUGGACGCGCUCGUGUUCGCAAACUACUACCUGCUAGACGGCGCUCAGCGCGGCACCGUCGCGCCGCCGCCUGCGCGCAUGCUCGCGCACGUGUGGCGCGCGCGCAACCCUAAUCCGCCCGGUAACACGCGCCAACACACACCAUGCAUCUUUCCUGAGGCCUGGAAAGAGACAGUUGUGAUAGGGAUUCACAAGCUGGGUAAACCCGCAACCGAUCCGGCCUCUUACAGGCCGAUGAGGUUUCUUAGUACGUUAGGGAAACUUUACGAGCGGAUCAUCCUCGAUCGUCUCAAAAUAGUAGCUUAUUUUCAUCAUCUGCUCCCUCCGGUGCAGUUUGGCCUCCGAAGUAUGCACAUUUGCAUCAGAUACUCCGCAACACGGAGCAUGUCUAUGAUAAGUUUAGACACAACAUUCCUACCGAUGCUCUUUUCUUCGAUAUUGAAAAAGCAUUCGACAUAGUGUGGCACAACGGCUUACCUUUUAGGCUGUACAUUCACAUUGUGCCCGAACAGCUAGUGCAUAUCAUAUGAGACUUUUUGUCGAAUGGCGGUCUCAAAUAUCGCAUGGAAAGAACUCCCUCUUUCCGACACACCAUUACCGCCGGAGUUCUGCAAGGCUCCACACUUUCUUCUUUUCUCUUCUCGCUUUACACAAGCGAUAUCCCUUAUACCUCCCAUAUACCACCUGCUCCACUUUAGCGUCUGCAGAUUUUGCAAAACAAAUUUCUAAGACGAGCUCGUGGUACGUUGGCAACCGCAACAUCUAUGUGGACACUAAUGUGCCGACUAUCAGGAAAUUUAUGUAUAUGAGCAGCAGACGCUAUUUUGAUUGGGCGGUCUAUCAUCCGAAUACGUUAGUUAGGCAAAAUUCGAUCUAUAGGUACUCUAUUCACUUACAAACCCAAAGGACGAUAUGACUCUUGGUAUACGUCGAAAAAACAAGUUCUUGAAACUCCUACACUCCACAAGACCGCAGGUCCGUCGCCUCGCCGCGUUCCCCGUCCUCCUGUCUCCUCUAAUACUUCCGACCCGCGUGCCGAUGCAUACGGUAAUGGUUAGAAAACAGACUGUUAUUUUGCUAAUUAGACCAUAAUCGCUGUUGUAUCCUCCUCUCCCAGUGACGGUGCUGAGCCGAGAUUCGUAACCCGUGAGAGGGUUGUUCUCAGCAUGGUCACUUAAUUUUCAACGAUUGCGAACGCCUAAAGCGCUCACCCAAAAGUCCGGUGUGUUUAUAUAAGCCGGCCCUUGCCAGGCUAACAAACGUAAAGUCAAGUUACAACAAAACAAACUACACACACACCGGAGGAGGUCAGGCACAUGUCAAUUGAGAUGGGUUUGCAUUUCACAGGGCACAACGUGAAGUCGUUCCACAACACGUCGACGGUGGUGGCGAUGCACAACCACUUGCCGAUGUGGUGCGGCGCGCGCGGCUGCCGCGUGCGCGACGUCA